AGCAGGACAGCUUUUCAGAGGGAUUAAAUGCACCGCGGGGACAUACUGCACUCUUUUCGUCAUGAUUGCCCACAUAACAUAUCGAGGCCUGAUCUGCCUGGUUAUCGUUGUGAUGGCAGGAGCUGAGGUGCAGGAAAGCUUCUCUCCUGAGUGUAAACAGUUCCUGUACAUGGGCACACUGCCUCGAGGGCUCGAGGAGCAGCCGUUCAAGAAGAUCUGCCAGUUCUAUGAGGGAAAACCUCGAUUUGUGACUCUGUAUGACACCUUCAACCACAUCCCUGUUUAUUCUGCGUACAUUUUCAAGCGCUCAGACGGCUCCAAGAAGGUAGAUGUGCCUUGGAUGUAUGAGCCACAGCUGUCCACAGUGUCCGGCCCCAGAGACAUGCAGCAGUUCCCUUCUGAAAACAUUCAUAAGAGUUUUGAAGAUGCACAGGCCGUCCUCGACGACUACUCUAACACUGUCAUCUUCGAGCGUGGACAGCUGAAUCCAGACGAGCACCAGGCCCAUCCCGACGACAAGGCAGCCACCUACACUCUGACAAAUGUGGUCCCUCAGGUGCGAGAGUUCAACAUUGGUCCCUGGAAAAUGCACGAGCACACCAUCCGCAGGCGGCUCAACAACUACUGCCGAGGCAGCGCCUAUGUGGUCACCGGGAUCACCACCUCGGGUCACACAAUCCGCCGCCAUAACAUCAACCGCCUGGGCAUCCCCACCUACCUCUGGUCGGCCUACUGUUGUAUUGAUUUUGACCACAAUGCACCGUACUCUGAGCGCUCCAAGUUGCCAACGUUUGCAGCUUACGGGCUCAACGACAGCGAGAAUAAUAGGGUUCAGGAGAUGACGGUGCAGCAGCUGGAGGACUUCCUGAAGAAGGUCACUUAUGUUGAAAGCUCUUUCCAGAUCUUCUAUGACAACUGUGUGCCUCCUAAUAGUGCCAACAGUGCCCUGCACCUGCCUUGAAAACAUGAGGAUGGUCCAUCAGAUUUAGUAUAGCUUCAUAUUUACAUCACUGUCAGUAGGAUGCAACAUUUAGCAGCUGAUUAAGAAUUAAUCAUUUCAUAAUAUCAUAUAAUAAUAUUAAUAAUAUUCAUUUAAAUUGAUCUAUUAAAUAAAACGAGUGGCGCACAUAGCUUUGAUUUCCAUUAUACAAUUAAGUUUUGCAGGUAAUUGCUCUGUGGGUUUCACAUUUAAGAAAUAAUUUGAUUUUGCUUGGGCCUGACAUGUUCUUCUCACCACUAGCACCCUGAUUUGCUUAAUAACUACACUAAUCUUUAUUUAUAUUACCCAUUACUUACUCUGUAGAUUUUGUUGAAAAAGAAAAAUACGCAGUAGAACAGGAUAAUCUCACUUACUGGCUUUUCAGAGAUGCAUUUCUACUGAAGAAGACCUGAAGAUGAUGUGGCUGAAAGCUCUGAAAAGCUACUAAGUGGAGCUUUGAGCUUAGGUUUUGUGACAUACAAAAUGUACGGUCCCCAAUGUUGGCAUAUGAAAUAAAAAUCUCAAGUAAUAUUUGAAACUUUACUAGUUCUCCAUAUAUUUUCCUUGGUUAUAAUUUCAAUUGUGUUGUAUUAGAUGGGAGAAGCUUAACAAGCUUUUGUUGUGCAUACGCUCACUAUGAUAAACCCACAGCAUACGGGGUUGUACUCUUCAUUCACUUUAUCUUAUCCUCUUCAUGACUGGGAACUACACCUGCCUGUGUAAGCCUUUUGUUCAGCACAGACAGAUUAGACCAAGAGUUUUACAUUUUCACAUCCAGCCUCUUAAGCUGCAGCAUUACUCUGCUCCUCUUUGUGAGACUCAAGACAAAUUCAGCAAAAACCGAGACAAUAUCCCCAUUUCACUUUGGAGUUUUUUCCCUAUAAAUUACAAGGAUAUUAACAUAAUGCAUAUUUUACUUAUUUAUUUUACUUCUAGAUGUGAUAAUGUGUUUCUUGAUCAGAAUAAAAAGCAGUAAUGAAGUGGGUUCUGUGUUUG
Messenger RNA from Seriola dumerili (greater amberjack), 1975 nucleotides. Its product is annotated as endonuclease domain-containing 1 protein-like. The coding region runs from base 62 to 961 and encodes 299 amino acids. The record is from RefSeq and is a predicted model, not a curated record. NCBI's taxonomy places the organism in Eukaryota, Metazoa, Chordata, Actinopteri, Carangiformes, Carangidae. Gene Ontology annotation, molecular function: metal ion binding; nucleic acid binding; hydrolase activity. The transcript is spliced from 2 exons.